AUGCCCGCAGUUCCUUUUAACUCCCUCAUAGUCGUCACUGGUAUCUCAGGCUAUAUUGGGAGUCACGUCGGUCUCGCUGCUCUCACAGCUGGGCACCACGUCCGAGGGACAGUGCGCUCGCUCGCUCGCGCCGAAGAGGUGAAAGCUGCUUACGCGAAGCAGGGCGCGGACAUCUCUCGCCUCGAAUUCGCGCUCGUCGAUGAUUUGACAAGUGAGGUACAGCUUUCCGCCGCAUUCAAGGGCGCUGCGGGCAUUGCAAACCUUGCAAUUCCGGGAUCGCUGACUGCGGACUCGAACAUAGAGCCGCAGCAAGUCAUCGACGCAGCCAUUGCUCUGCUGCGUGUCGCAGCGCAAGAGCCGUCUAUUCAACGAGUAGUUUUCACAUCGAGCUCGACCGCGGCAUUUGCACGCCCAGGCUUCAUCGAUCGGCCACUGAAUGGGAGCGAUUGGAAUGAGGAGGCACAGCGGCGAUAUGAGGAAGCUGACGAGGAGACUAAGAAAAUCCCGUUCAAGUGGGCCGCAAUCAAGUAUCAUUAUUCCAAGUAUGCCUCCGAGAAAGCAGCGUGGAAGUGGAUCGCCGAACAUAAGCCAACAUUUGACUUCGUGUCCCUAAUUCCAAACAACAAUUUUGGUCCCCUUCUUUUGGGUGACGUGCACUCUUCAGCACUCUGGCUGUACUCCCUGAUGAAAAAUGAGACGUCCAUCUUCAAAAUUCUCUUUCCGCGUAAGUCCCUCGUUCCUGCCGUCUUUACCAGUUUUGAGGACUACGUUAACAUCAAUAACUCUACCGCAGAAUGGUUCAUCGACACGCGAGAUACCGGUCGCCUGCAUGUUCUCGCACUUACUACGCCUUCUGUGGGCGGCAAACGCUUUUGGGCUGUGGCGUCUCCGUAUGGGUGGAAUCAAGUACUUACGAUAUUGCGGAGGACAUACCCAGAGAGUACUUUCCCGGAAAAUCUCCCAGAGGAGAACGGGGGCGUUGAUACGCAGGAGAUCGACAAUAGUAUUGCGACAGAGCUGCUUGGUGGGUGGAUUGGGCUCGAGAAGUCCAUUAUAGACACAACAAAGACAUUUCCGCAGUAA
Molecule: messenger RNA, 1083 nt
Organism: Fibroporia radiculosa
Lineage: Eukaryota; Fungi; Basidiomycota; Agaricomycetes; Polyporales; Fibroporiaceae
Exons: 2
Coding region: 1-1083 (360 amino acids)
Molecular function (GO): oxidoreductase activity, acting on the CH-OH group of donors, NAD or NADP as acceptor
Source: RefSeq, a predicted model, not a curated record